Penicillium diatomitis is the source of this 1248-nucleotide messenger RNA. Its product is annotated as putative mitochondrial carrier protein. The transcript has 2 exons. Gene Ontology annotation, biological process: mitochondrial transmembrane transport. Bases 1 to 1248 code for a protein of 415 amino acids. The record is from RefSeq and is a predicted model, not a curated record. Lineage: Eukaryota; Fungi; Ascomycota; Eurotiomycetes; Eurotiales; Aspergillaceae.
AUGACGUCCACAGCCCCGACGGGGGCACCCCCGACUCCUCAUGUGACGCCGCCUCCGACAGACGAUAUCACUCUUGGCCAGCGAAUGAUCUCUGCGACUGCGGGAAAUAUACUGACUGGUCUCCUUGUCACUCCUCUCGACGUUGUACGAGUACGCCUUCAAUCACAAUCCCAGACCUCGACACCUGUACCAUAUAAAACACACACGACAGCAUCAUUAAAGAAUAUUCCACCGAACCUCGGCAUUACGGCUUGCUGUCGAGAAGUAUUCUGGGUGGGAAACAACGCUGAAAUCUGCCUAUUCGGAGCCCCCGAUGGCAUUCUAAGGACUCCGGCGCAGCCGGGGAUUGAUUGCGCCGUUGAAGAGACACAGCGAAGGACUUUCACGUCAACCUUUGAUGGGCUACGAAAAAUUGCCCGCAAUGAGGGUCUGUGGACACUGUGGCGCGGCCUCAGCCCGACCCUGAUGAUGGGCAUCCCCGCAAAUAUCAUCUAUUUUGCCGGGUAUGACUGGCUGCGUACUGAUGAUCGCAGUCCCAUUAAGCAAAGAACCUCGGAUGUUUAUGCACCAUUUGUGGCCGGCGCGAUAGCUCGCACCGCAGCAGCAGCGGCGACGAGUCCGGUGGAGAUGUUUCGGACAAGACUGCAGGCUACGCCCGGUCACGGCGCAGGACACUUCAAGGCUACCCUUGAAGGUUUGUACCAGAUGACGCAGACCAGCGGAUACACUUCCCUCUGGAGAGGGCUGGGGCUCACCAUGUGGCGUGACGUUCCCUUCUCUGGUCUCUACUGGUGGGGGUAUGAAAAAGUGAAAGAAGGACUGCAGCGAACGAGACACAACGGAUCACAUCAUCCGGACUCGGAGAAGGACGCGCCCUCCUCCUCGACCGCCUUUUUCGAGAGCUUCAUCGCCGGUGCCACUUCAGGCUCCUUAGCAGCUUUCGUCACUACGCCAUUCGAUGUGGGGAAAACACGACAACAGGUCUAUCGGCACAUGGACCAUGGCGGUGCCUCAAACGGAACGCACUCAGCUCCUUCAGCCUCCAAAGCUGUGGUACCCGAGCAGCUAUCCCUGCCAAAGUUCCUCGCGCAUAUCCUUAAAGAAGAAGGCAUUUCCGGCCUAUUCAAGGGCUGGGGAGCCCGCUGUCUUAAAGUCGCGCCAGCAUGUGCCAUCAUGAUCUCAACCUACGAGCUCGGCAAACGCAUGGCGCGAGAUGCCAAUGAGCGCCGACAUACAGACUGCUCAUGA